AUGUCCGCCGCUCACGCGACCGUCACCGCGUCGACGUCCGCGCCGUCGUCGCGGCGUCUCACCGCUCGCGCGGCGACGGCGGCGUCGCGUCCUCUCGCUCGACAGAGCGCGAGCGCGAGCGCGAGCGCGUCGUCGCGUCGUCGUCGUCGUCAUCAUCACCAUCACCUGCUUCACCACCACCGCGAUCGCGCCUCCUCGCUGCGUUGCGACGCGAAGAAGAAGGGCCUGUUCGACGAGAUGCUCGACGUCAUGGAGGGCGGCCCGAAGCUCCGCAGAUGGUACGGCUCGGACUCCUCCGUGGGCGCGCCCGGGGAGGAGCGCGUCGAGAGAAAGGCCCCGUCCUCGGACGUCGCGGACGCCGACGCGCGCGCGUCAGGAUCCAUUGGCUUCGACGAGGCGACGCUGCGCGCGUUCGACGCCAAGCCUCGUCGCUCCGUCCUCGUCGCCGGCGCCGACACCGCGCUCGGCGAGGCCGUCGUCAUGCAGCUCAUCGUCGCGAAGCAAGACGUCGUCGUCCUCGGCAUCGCGCCCGAGCUCGCCGCGACGCGGUUCGGGCCGUACGUCACCGCGGCGCCCGCGGAGAUGGCCGUCGACGACGCCGACGCGAUGACCGCGGCGCUGCGACGAGGCGCGCGAUGCGUCGUGUGCGUCUCGAAAGUGGGCGCGCUCCCGACUGCGGUCGCGAGGGACGACAAGGUGAAGCACGUGGUGCUGGUGUCCUCCGCGGCGAAGGGCGCUGGUGUCCUCGACGGCGUGAUCGGCGGGCUGUUCGGGGACGAGGAGGCGACGCGGCGGGACCGCACGCGCGAGGACGCGUUCGCCGCGAGCUGUGUUGAAUCGAAGACGCCGCUGACGAUCGUUCGCGCCGGGAAGACGCGCGCGUCGCCGGGGGGGAAGCAGCCGAUCGCGUUCACGCAGAGCGGCGGGGAGGUGGGCGAGCUGAGCCUGGAGGACCUCGCGGAGGUGACGGUGCGGUGUUUGGGCGCGCCGCCGAAGCCGGGGGACGUGUUGACGUUCGAGGCGGCGAACGCGCCCGGCGCGGCUGGCGAGAGGCGAAAGUGGAAGGAACUCUUCGCGUCGCUGAGCUGA
Molecule: messenger RNA, 1089 nt
Organism: Micromonas pusilla CCMP1545
Lineage: Eukaryota; Viridiplantae; Chlorophyta; Mamiellophyceae; Mamiellales; Mamiellaceae
Exons: 1
Coding region: 1-1089 (362 amino acids)
Source: RefSeq, a predicted model, not a curated record